This is a messenger RNA of Micropterus dolomieu (smallmouth bass), 2211 nucleotides long. It is a transcript of the gene grapa, whose product is annotated as GRB2 related adaptor protein a. Bases 304 to 954 code for a protein of 216 amino acids. NCBI's taxonomy places the organism in Eukaryota, Metazoa, Chordata, Actinopteri, Centrarchiformes, Centrarchidae. The transcript is spliced from 5 exons. The record is from RefSeq and is a predicted model, not a curated record. Gene Ontology annotation, molecular function: protein binding.
UCUCGCUCUGAUUCUCUUUGCGCGUGCUCUUGCUCGGCGGACAGACGAGACCUCUCCUGCCUUGCUCCUCUUCUUCGCUCUCUUAUCUUCCACGUCUGUUCAUAGCAUCCUCUUCCUUUAUCUGAUUGUUAUUUAAAUUUUUUUUUUUACAUUUCUCCCUCUUUCUCCCACACCUCCCCUGUGCCAAGGGCAUUAGUGGGGGUCCCAGGGUGCGUGUGUGUGUGUGUGUGUGUGUGUGUGUGAGUGUGUGUGUGUGUGUGUGUGUGUGUGUGUGAGAAAGUGUGUGUGUUGGGAGUUUUCGUUAUGGAAGCAGUGGCACUGUAUACGUUUCGUGCCACAGAGAGCGAUGAACUCAGUUUUAACAAAGGAGACUUGCUCAAGAUCACCAACAUGGAGGAUGAUCCUAACUGGUACACAGCUGAGCUCCACAACAGAAAAGGCUUCGUGCCAAAAAACUAUAUCAACCUGCGGCCGCACGCCUGGUUUGCCGGUCGUAUAUCUCGCGGUGUGGCAGAAAGUCGACUCAGACACAGGGAGUGUGGGGCUUUUCUGGUCAGAGAGAGUGAGAGCGCCCCUGGAGAGUUCUCCAUGUCCGUCAGCUACGGGGACCACGUUCAGCAUUUCAAGGUGCUGCAGGAUCGCUGUGCUCAGUACUACGUGUGGGACGAGCUCUUCUCCUCUCUGAAUGAGCUGGUGGAGUUCUACCAUAGCAACAGCAUCGCUAAAGAGAGGACUGUCUAUCUGAGAGACCCCGAGCACUUCGCUAGGCGUCCCCAUCAUGCCCACGCUCUCUUCGACUUCACCCCACACCAUCCCUCCCAGCUACGCUUCCUGCGUGGUGAUGUCAUCGAACUCAUUGACUGCUCCGAUUCGAUGCGCUGGAGGGGCCGUUGUCAUGGAAAUGUGGGCUACUUCCCGCCGGAGUACGUCAAGCCCAUUUACCACUGCCAAUGACCUGUCGACUCGAUCAAGUACUCAGCCAUUCCCACAGGUUCAUCAAUGAGCCAUCUUGACCCCGCCCCUCACACUGCUCCCUUGCUCUGCACUUGCCCAUUCACUUUUGGAGCAGACACUUGAUGAGCUUCAACUGAACUGCUUAUUAUAUAACGGACUCCUCCCAUUUCCCCGUGAUGCCACCUGUCAAUCACGAACCUUGUCCAAGCAGCCACUACAGGCUCCUCAAACACGUAAUCCCACACCUCCACUGCUCUUUAAAUGUAAAAAAGAAAAAGAAAAUGAAGAUAUGGACCUAGACACUGUGGAGAACUCACAUACAUAUACACACACAGACAGACAAACCCACACACACACAUACUCCCAGGCGCAGUCAUUUAUUACAGCUUAUCUGCACUGGUGCAGGCUACAUAAAAGCAACGCACACACUCUCUCACACUAACCUGAUGAAAAAAAGAACGAGUCCCAUGGGAGGUUGUGGAGCAAGGGCAGGGCUUUCUCUGCUGUAGAUGAGUCAGGAUUGGCUCCAGUAUUUUCCCAUCGCUCCCAAAAGGAGAUCUGCUGAGCUGAGCAGAGAGACACAGAGUCAUUGUCUUGUGAAUUUUUGGGCCAGACACUCAGAGGAUACUGACACAGCAGAUUCCUCUCUUGCUGGGCUGGUGUGUGUGUGUGUGUGAGUAUUUGUGUAUGUUUAUGUUUAUGUGUGUGUGUGUGUGUGUGUGUGUGUGUGUGUGUGCGCGCAUGGGUUUGUAUGUAAAAUAUGGGUCUGAACACAUGUAAACCUGCAAAUUUUAUGUAUGUGGAUGGUUAUUAUGUGUGAUUGGGAAAGUGAAUGCAUGUGCGUGAGUUUGGGGGUUGGGUUGGUGUGUGUGUGUGUGUGUGUGUGUGUGUGUGUGUGUGUGUGUGUGUGUGUGUGUGUGUGUGUGUGCUGUGGACCAAUAAAGGAGCUUACUGUGUUUUAAAUGACCAAUGAGAUGAAUGCUGCCCAGAUGACACUUUGUUUAAAAAUACACAGCUCAUAAAGUAAUGCGCUCAUUUGAUUGUUUCUAUGUAUUUAUUCUUAGUCGUGUGUAAUCUUAAAAUACAUAUAUUACAAGUAAGAUUAAACAUGGUAAAGCGGCUUUGUUUUUGUUUCUGUUGCAACAAAUAGUUUAAGAAAACCACAUUUUAUGUGAUUAGCAGUAACAACUUGGACCAGUCUUCCUUCACCUGUAAUGACAAAUCAUUUAAAUAAAGUGAUACAUUUACCUCUUUGAA